CUCUUGUAUUUCGCUUACUCCAUCGGCUAUCGUCUAGUAGUGUGCACACAGUGUUCGAACGCAGCUUAUAUAUAUGCUCUAAGGCAUUAGCGGGCUCAGCUAACCGACUCUGCUAUUCUAAAGUUUUUUUGAUAGUUCUUGAUUUAUAUUCGUAUUAAUUUCGUAAAAAAUAGAGGUUAUUUUCGGAAACAUACCUAAAAAUUACAGACUUCAGACUCUAAAAUUCUUCCCAAACUGCGUCAUUAUUCUUGUGGAAAUUACAGCAAGUUCUAUUUUGCUGUAGCAGUGCAGAGCGAAAGAACAGACCACUUAUGUAUCUGCCAUCGUGCGCGGGAAAGUCAGAGCACGUGGAGGAAAGAUUGGCCACUCCAUUUGUCAUCAUUGCAGCGUGCUGCGUACUACAUCACGCGUUUAAUUUGGAACUGGAAAGAUACACGUGUUUCCUAAGAAAGUGCUGCUGAAGUCUGUGAAGAAAGCGAGAAUAAUUGUUAACCAUGCCUAAUGUAAUCGAAGCACUCGAGCUAUUGUGUCAAUGUAUGCGUUCGCUAAUCAACGUGGAACUGGAGCCCAAGGAUCUUAUAUCAGCCUAUGAUAACAUUGUGGAUUACCAAAUCGAAUGCAAGCUGCGGCAUAUUCUGUUAAUUUUGAGUGACUACUCUGUGAAACUGAAAGGAUACAACAGAAAUGAUAUAUAUGAUAGCUGUCACAGUGAUAAGUUGAAUUUCGCAAUUUUGCAAUACCCAAUGUUAGAAUUUUACGUUCCACAAGCCAAUGGAGGAACUAGAGUCUUAUUGAUAGCCUUAGCUUGGCUAUUGGGCACUGAGGAUGUUCUGACUUUGAUUCAUCGAAUGAAACUCACUAAAAGUAUCCGGACCGACAAUUUUGACGAUGCUAUACGAAAAAGCCGCGCGCCUUUGCCGAUAUCCGCCGAGCUCGAAAAAAUUUCAUAUCUCAACGCCAAGGUGAACAUGAACCUCAAGGAGAUUUCCGAAUUGAGACGGGAAUGGAGCAGAUUAGCGUCGAAAAUAGGCGAGGCGAGCAGAGAACACUUUGGACGUAAAUCUACGACACACCAAGAUCUCCCGGACUUGAAAGCGUGCGAGAUAGCGUUGACGAAACGCAUAGCGUUGCUGGGCGGCAAAGCUUCCGCGGAGGAUCAGAAGAAACUGCAGGAAUUUAAUGAUGCGCAAAAGCUGCUUGAGGUUCACGUCAAGUGGCUGGAAGUACGGCACGUGUUCUUCGAUUGGAUGGCUAUCGUGACCCAAGAACAUCGAAAAACCAUGAAACACUACUCCAGUAAAAUCAUGAAAAGCGAACUCGAACAUUUUACUUCAUAUUUGUGUCGCUUAAUUGACGGACGAUACAGAUAUCUAAAGACGUCCGGGAAAACGUUUCCUAGCGAGUCGCAGAAACCCUUAUUAGAUCCGCCGUCACGCUUAAAGAAAUGUCGAUGUAACUCUACUGAAGCGCAAAAAUGGUUAGAUGAAAUAAGCAAAUGUGUGGUCGCUGAAGAAGAAAGUCGACAAAAACAUGAGAAGCAACUAGUGGCGGAAUUGAGAGAAGUACUGGAACAGAUACCGUCAAUUUAUCAUGUUUAAACUUGUUAUAUCGUCUCAUUUUCUUAAAAAAUA
Molecule: messenger RNA, 1631 nt
Organism: Odontomachus brunneus
Lineage: Eukaryota; Metazoa; Arthropoda; Insecta; Hymenoptera; Formicidae
Exons: 6
Coding region: 495-1598 (367 amino acids)
Source: RefSeq, a predicted model, not a curated record